AUGGCUUCCGCCGCUGCCCAGACGUCGAAUCAGGCGAUUCUCCAGAAGUACAUGGCCCUUGACCAGAAGGGUCAGAUCAUGGCCGAGUACAUCUGGAUUGACGCCGAAGGUAACACCCGAUCCAAGUCAAGGACACUUCCUGCUCAAGAGGGCGGCUACGAGCCCAAGGACCUGCCAGUCUGGAACUUUGAUGGUUCCUCCACUGGCCAAGCCCCCGGCGACAACUCGGAUACCUACCUCCGCCCCAUCGCCGUCUUCCCUGAUCCUUUCCGCCUACAAGACAACAUCCUCGUGCUGACUGAGUGCUGGAUGGCCGAUGGCACUCCCAACAAGUUCAACUACAGACAUGAGGCUGCCAAGCUGAUGGAGACGUACGCCUCACACAAGCCCUGGUUCGGUCUUGAGCAGGAGUACACCCUGCUCGACCUCAACGACCGCCCAUUCGGCUGGCCUCAGGCUGGUUUCCCUGCUCCCCAGGGCCCCUACUACUGUGGUGUUGGUGCUGGCAAGGUUGUCCAGAGAGAUAUUGUUGAGGCACACUACAAGGCUUGCUUGUACACUGGUGUCAAGAUCUCUGGUACCAACGCCGAGGUCAUGCCUGCCCAGUGGGAGUUCCAGGUCGGCCCCUGCGAGGGUAUUGAGAUGGGUGACCACCUCUGGCUCGCUCGCUUCCUCCUCAACCGUGUCGCCGAGGAGUUCGGUGCCAAGGUUUCCGUUGACCCCAAGCCCAUGCCUGGUGACUGGAACGGUGCUGGUCUGCACUCCAACUACUCCUCUGUCGAGAUGCGUGAGGAAGGUGGUAUGAAGCACAUUGAGGCUGCCAUCAAGAGGCUGGAGGGCCGCCACCUUGAGCACAUUGCCGUCUACGGUGAGGGUAACGAGAAGCGUCUCACUGGUAAACACGAGACUGGUGCCAUGGACAAGUUCACAUACGGUGUCGCCAACCGUGGCGCAUCAAUCCGUAUUCCUCGCGAAACCGCGGCCAAGGGCUACGGUUACUUUGAGGACCGUCGCCCAGCGUCCAACGCUGACCCGUACCGUAUUACUGGUAUAAUCAUGGAGACUCUAUACCAGUAGAGAGGUAGAGAAUGGAGUAUGCGGUUUUGGAUGAGAUUUUGCGACGGAAUUUGGGGAGAAAAACACCUUGAGAUUGAUUCCGAUACCCUCUCUCUCUCGGGACGACUUGAUGAACUUUUGAUACUGGGCCACUGUCAUAAGUCUUCUACAGCUGUAGAAUUAAUGGAGCGCCAUAGAAAUGUAUAUCCUUUUUCACCACUGCAUGACUUUACUUUUGCCACACAAAUUGCCUGGACAGUUUGAAAUCAUGGAGCAUGAGGUCCGGUGAUGAAAUUUAUUUAUAGACUGAUGGGGUCAAUACUGACUCAGUGCGUUCCUACACAGGCAGGG
Molecule: messenger RNA, 1407 nt
Organism: Truncatella angustata
Lineage: Eukaryota; Fungi; Ascomycota; Sordariomycetes; Amphisphaeriales; Sporocadaceae
Product: glutamine synthetase
Exons: 6
Coding region: 1-1077 (358 amino acids)
Cellular component (GO): cytoplasm
Molecular function (GO): glutamine synthetase activity
Source: RefSeq, a predicted model, not a curated record